Angiostrongylus costaricensis is the source of this 417-nucleotide messenger RNA. The record is from the annotation of a GenBank genome assembly. Lineage: Eukaryota; Metazoa; Nematoda; Chromadorea; Rhabditida; Metastrongylidae.
AUGAAGACGCCGUUUUCAGGAAGUCAGUCGUCCAUCAUUGCCGAUCUCGGUAAACUAAUUGUCGACAAUUGCCCACCCAUGCUUUGUACCGGACUCGAUUGCGCUGUGGUUACGGAAAGGAAUGGCUGUCAGUUAUGUGCUUGUCCGAUUGGUUCACCAGCCCGAGGAUGUGAUCCGAUGCCAUUCAUACUCUGGCAUGACCUGAUCGUCAAUGGUUGCCCGAAUGUAACGUUGAAUAGUCGCGAUCCUGCGCAGAAAGUUCAUCGUUGGUUCAGAAGGGUGAAUCGUUUCACUAAUACUGACCAGUGUGAACCAUACAUCUUCCCGUAUUGUCCCGAACUCGAUUUCAAUCUAUGGAGGUCUCCACGAACUAAGCAGGUGAGCCAUUUCCUAAUUUUCUUGGACAAUAACCAGUAG